AUGUCGGAAACGUUUCCACGGCGUCCCCGUGCCGUUUCCGUCCCCUUACAGUCCCCGGGACGGGAGACGGCACCUACUAGCCGUUUCCGUGCUUCCGAGAUGAGAAUGCUAAGAUGGAUGUGUGGGCACACAAGGUUAGACCGGAUAAGAAAUAAUGUUUUUAGGGAGAGGUUAGAAGUAGCCAGUAUAUCAGAUAAGAUAAAGGAGGGAAUAUUGAGAUGGUUUGGGCAUGUGAAGAGGAGGCAGUCGAUAGAGCCAGUUAGAGUAGUUGAAACUCUUGAGGUGGAGGGGAGGAGGAGUAGAGGCAGACCCAAAAUCACUUGGGAUGAGCGGAUUAGGCAGGAUUUGCAAAAAUUGCACCUCUGUAAGAACAUGGUCCAUGAUAGGAGCUCGUGGAGACGUAGGAUUAAGGUUAAAGAUUUCUAG
Molecule: messenger RNA, 426 nt
Organism: Helianthus annuus (common sunflower)
Lineage: Eukaryota; Viridiplantae; Streptophyta; Magnoliopsida; Asterales; Asteraceae
Exons: 1
Coding region: 1-426 (141 amino acids)
Source: RefSeq, a predicted model, not a curated record